Molecule: messenger RNA, 1688 nt
Organism: Coprinopsis cinerea okayama7#130
Lineage: Eukaryota; Fungi; Basidiomycota; Agaricomycetes; Agaricales; Psathyrellaceae
Exons: 8
Coding region: 58-1491 (477 amino acids)
Biological process (GO): proteolysis
Molecular function (GO): metallodipeptidase activity
Source: RefSeq, a predicted model, not a curated record
CUUUCAACCAAUAGGUUAUCGACAACACAACCCAGCGGCGAAAGGCACUACACGACAAUGGCAGCACCAGCAGAGUUCUUGCAGUAUAUCGACGACAAGGCGGACGCGUUCAUCCAACGUUUGGCCGAUGCUGUUGCGAUUCCUUCGAUUAGCGGGGAUGCUAAACACAGGCAGGACGUGUUUAAGAUGGCGGAUUGGCUUGACGCCCAGUUGAAAGCUGUGGGCGUUGAGACAAAGCUUGUGGACUUGGGGAAACAUGUCAUGGAUGGAGAGGAACUACCUCUCCCUCCUGCUAUCCUCGGAAAGAUUGGAAACGAUCCUUCCAAGAAGACUGUCCUCAUUUAUGGACAUUUUGAUGUUCAACCGGCCGAUAAAUCUGACGGCUGGGAGACCGACCCGUUCACCCUUGUCAUUAAGGAGGACGGGCGACUUGUCGGGCGUGGAUCUUCGGAUGACAAGGGUCCUAUUCUUGGCUGGCUCAAUGUCUUGCAGUACCAUCACGAGACCGGCAAGCCUCUGCCUGUGAACUUGAAGAUGUGCUUCGAGGGUAUGGAGGAGAGCGGAAGCGAGGGUCUUGACGACCUCGUCCAGAGGGAAUCGAAACCCGGAGGAUGGUUCGAGGGAGUUGACUGUGUUUGCAUCUCGGAUAACUACUGGUUGAACACACGCACCCCGGCGCUCACCUAUGGUCUCCGUGGGUUGACCUACUUCAAGGUCACUGUUUCUGGUCCGGGUCGUGAUCUCCAUUCUGGUGUCUUUGGACGAACCGUCCAUGAGCCCAUGACCGACCUUAUUCAUCUCAUGAGCAAGCUCGUCGACACUCAGGGCAACAUCAUGAUUCCAGGUGUCGACGAGAUGGUUCCUCCCGCCGAUGAGCAAGAAAGGGCGAUCUACCAAUCCCUGGACUACAGCAUCGCUGAUGUGGAGGAAGCCGCUGGGAACAAGAUCGCCAUCAGCUCGAACAAGGUGGAGGUUCUCAUGGGCCGUAUGCGCAACCCCAGCUUGUCCUUGCACGGCAUCGAAGGCGCAUUCAGCGGUGCCGGAGCCAAGACAGUCAUCCCCGCGAAGGUUUCUGGCAAGUUCAGCAUCCGAUUGGUCCCCCCUCAGACACCCGAAAAGGUCGACCCCCUCGUCAUCGCCUACCUCAAGCAAGAAUUCGCAAAGCUUAACAGCAAGAACGAGUUGAUCAUCGAGAACUUGCAUGGAGGCAAGCCGUGGGUUGCGGAUGUCAACCACUGGAACUUUGAGGCUGCCAAACGGGCCACCAAGGCGGUGUACAAGCAAGAUCCUGACCUCACGCGAGAGGGAGGUUCGAUCCCUGUUACUCUCACUUUUGCAGAGUCGUUGGGUGUGAACGUGUUGCUGCUGCCAAUGGGUCGAGGAGACGAUGGUGCCCAUUCUACGAACGAAAAGUUGGACAGGAGCAACUUCAUUCAGGGAAGCAAGCUCUUGGGAACGUACCUGUAUGAGAUUGGUCAGGUUAAGGCGUGAGGUAUCCAAGGCGUAGCUUAACAGUCGAGACGAAAUGGAAUUGUAAAUUAUCUGUAACAGCUAAACUCUACCCUGCCCCGUCAUGGAGGGCGCAGCAGACGGCGGCUAGCAGGGACGGCAAUCAGUAUCCAAAAUGUAAUUACUGUGAGCCUGAACGUACCCUUAUGGUGGCCAUUAUACUGCCGCACAGUUUCCCC